Ochotona princeps (American pika) is the source of this 1166-nucleotide messenger RNA. RefSeq names its product intraflagellar transport associated protein (gene IFTAP). Gene Ontology annotation, cellular component: 9+0 non-motile cilium; cytosol. Gene Ontology annotation, molecular function: intraciliary transport particle A binding. The record is from RefSeq and is a predicted model, not a curated record. Bases 221 to 949 code for a protein of 242 amino acids. NCBI's taxonomy places the organism in Eukaryota, Metazoa, Chordata, Mammalia, Lagomorpha, Ochotonidae. The transcript is spliced from 7 exons. Gene Ontology annotation, biological process: acrosome reaction; spermatogenesis.
GUGCUGAUCCAAAGCCAGGAUCUCAGAGACUUUUCUGGGUCUCCCACGCUUUGUGCAGGGUCCCACGUCUUUGGCCAUUCCUUGACUGCUUUCUCAGGCCACAAGCAGGGACCUGGAAGGGAAGCAGGGCUGCUGGAAUUAGAACCGGUACCCAUGUGGGAUCCUGGUGCAUGCAAGGUAAAGAGGCUUUGUGAAAGCCCAGCUAUCAAGACUGGAGAGAAUGGAUGAAGAUCACUUAACCCAAGAAGUCUUGGAUAAGUUUGUUAAUUCUCAUGAGCAAACGUAUGAAGAGUUUCUGAGCAGUUUUACUUAUCUUUCAAAAGAGGAUGAUGGGACCAAACGGGAAGCAUUUGGAACCAAUUCUUCAGAAAAAAUAUUUCCCUUAGUAAAAUUCACUCAUGAAAAUGAACGAAAUGACCACCACCAUCUGAGAAAUAAGACCUUCUUUCUUCAUACUUCUUCACAAUGUUCGGAAGAACAGAUAGUGAUGGAUGAAGGUCAGACACUUGGCAGUUCCCUUCAAGAUGACCUGAGUCAGGCAGGGCGAAUGAAGGUACACCGUGUUCUAGAUGUAGAAGAUGUAGAUAUGGAUGAAGAGAUUAAACCUCCCCUGAGCAAGGAUUUGCUGCUGCUUCCUGGAGAAGUGGAACAGGACAUAGAUGCCAGUACUCCUUCUUGUGUUCCUUCCGUGGGAUGGUCUGUCACCCCUCAUGUGAAACCACAACCUAGAGAAGGAACAGAAACGGAAGAGAUCUAUGGAGAUGAAGUGCAAUCCUUCUCACAUGAUGAAGGAGAUGAAGUUGAACCCUUUUGUCUUGAUGAAGAGUUUGAUUACGACAGUGUGACCCUCACCCCCAAGUUCACUCCUGCAGAGCUAGAGAGCAUCAAGGAGCUAUCCAACCAAAAGCGAGAGAACUCUCACAUAGACUCAGAGGAAACCUGUGACUAAGGCAUCUUCAUGUUUCAAAAACAACUUGGAAUAAAUCUGCUAUCAUUACAUGUAUACAUUCAUUUAUACAAGUCAAGGAUGAAAAGAUUGGCUAACAGAGUGAAGCAAUCACUGGUUUAAUAGAAUUCUCUUUUGUUGUGUUAUUGCUGCAUCCUAUGACUGAUUGAGUCACUUAUGAAUGGGAAGCCAUAGGUGCUGUGGGAUCUUUUUUGAGAGA